CUUUCGUAUUCGGUAUAGAAUGCGAAAAGCAACUGCUGAACGCAUUAUUCAGAUGAUUGAGGGACAAAUAGCUCCGUUUAUCAAUAAUCGGGGCUCACCUAUAUCGGCGACUGUUCAGUUUCUGGCAACAGUUAGGUACUUAGCUAAGGGAGCUUACGGAGUCGAUAUAGGUAGGAGAAUACCAAUUAACGUGGAUAGUGAUCUGUGUUAUGUUGUAGCGGAUCAACAUGGACUAUCACAGCCUUCAUUAUCCAAUAUUAUAAAGAGGGUUUCGCAAGCAUUGGCAGCACAUAGACACAGAUUUAUAAAUUUUCCUACGGCAGAAGAAUCACACCAAGUCAAAGCGGACUUCUAUAGAUUUGCCAACUGUCCAUCAGUCAUAGGUGCAAUUGAUGGCACCCAUGUCAAAAUUAAGUGUCCUGGAGGAGAUUAUCCAUUACUCUAUUUAAAUCGCAAAGGAUAUUAUUCCUUGAAUGUGCAGGUAGUAUGUGAUGCGAAAUGUAAGAUUCGGGACAUUGUUGCACGAUGGCGUGGUAGCACUCAUGACUCCAGGAUAUGGAACGAGUGCCACUUAAGACGCAGGUUUAUGCAUGGAGAAAUAGAUGGGGUGUUAGUUGGCGACAAUGGAUACCAAUGUUCACGCUACAUUCUUACUCCGUUAUUAAAUCCACAAACAAAUGCAGAACAACGGUAUAAUACAGCUCAUAUAAGAACAAGAAAUGUUAUUGAAAGGACUUUCGGCAUUUGGAAGAAUAGGUUUCGCUGCUUUUUUAAUGGUCUAAACCUACAAUUAGAAACCACCAAAGCGGUUAUUGUAGCAACAGCAAUACUUCAUAAUCUUAUCAUUCAGGAACGCUUAGACAAUGAUGAUUCAUCAGAUGACGAAUAUGAUGAUGACAAUGACAGGGUUAUAUACCACAAUGAUGGAAGGGAACACGUUCAAGGAAAUUUAUUUCGAGCUAGAUAUAUUGAUACCCAUUUUAAUGAAAUAUUAUACAAGAUGUGUCAAAAAUGCCUUUAAUACCUGUCUUUAGUACAUAG
Molecule: messenger RNA, 1041 nt
Organism: Photinus pyralis (common eastern firefly)
Lineage: Eukaryota; Metazoa; Arthropoda; Insecta; Coleoptera; Lampyridae
Product: putative nuclease HARBI1
Exons: 4
Coding region: 20-1021 (333 amino acids)
Source: RefSeq, a predicted model, not a curated record